Dacryopinax primogenitus is the source of this 1344-nucleotide messenger RNA. RefSeq names its product oxidoreductase. The transcript has 5 exons. The record is from RefSeq and is a predicted model, not a curated record. Lineage: Eukaryota; Fungi; Basidiomycota; Dacrymycetes; Dacrymycetales; Dacrymycetaceae. Gene Ontology annotation, molecular function: nucleotide binding. Bases 1 to 1344 code for a protein of 447 amino acids.
AUGUCCUCCUCAGUAGGCCGCGUCGCCAUAAUUGGCACCGGUUCCCGCGGUCUCAUGUUCCUGCGGGGCAUCACCGAGCGUCCCGGAGCCCAAGUGGUCGCGCUGUGCGACGUGAACUCCGUCCGCGCAGCGUACUACAACGACGUGCUCAAGAGUCUCGGCCAGGCACAAGCGGCGAUCUACCACCCUGACAAGUUUGGGGAGAUGGUCAAGGCAGAGAAGGUCGAUUUUGUUGUUAUUACGACUGUGGAUCAGUAUCAUGAUUUGUAUGUCGUCCCGGCGCUGGAGAUGGGUUUACGCGUGCUCACUGAAAAACCUAUGACAACGACGAUAGAGAAGUGCCGAAGGAUCAACGAGACCGUCGCCCGGACAGGCAAGCACGUGACAGUAACCUUCAACUACCGGUACAACCCCACUCACGAGCUGGUAAAGCGGACGAUCGCCGCGGGCGAAAUCGGGCGGGUGAUCAGUGUGCACUUCGAGUGGCUGCUCGAUACUGUGCACGGGGCUGACUACUUCAAGCGCUGGCAUGCGCAGAAAGAGAACUCGGGCGGGCUGAUGGUGCACAAGAGCGGGCAUCAUUUUGAUCUUGUUAAUUGGUGGAUCGAUGCCAUGCCAGUGGAGGUAGGGGGGAUGGGAAGACUGGCGUUUUAUGGUGAUCAGGCUGGGGGGAGCGAGAGUGGGUAUGUGAGGGAGUAUAAGAGGGCUGCGGGGAGUGAGCAGGCGAAGGACGACCCGUUUGCGAUACAUAUCGAGACGGAUGAGAACUUGAACAGGCUGUAUGGGAAGGAAGCGCAUGCCGUGGACGGGUAUGAGAGGGAUAGGAAUUGCUUCCAACCGGGGAUUACGAUAGAAGACGAUAUUGGCCUGCUGGUGCGGUACGACAACGGCGCUGUGAUGUCGUACCAUCUCACCGCGUACUCCCCUUGGGAAGGCUAUCGGGUAAUGUUCAACGGCACCAAAGGCCGGCUAGAGCUCGAAGUGGUCGAAAGUACACAUCGGCUCAGGCAGGGCCCAGCAACGUCGGGGGGAGCAGUGCACGGCACUUCCCCGCUCCCGAACCCAGGACCGAGCAGGGUCACCCUCCAUCCACUGUGGGAGCCGGCUAGGGAACUUCCUAUUGUCGCUGAGCACGGCAGCCACGGAGGGGGUGAUAAGAGGAUGCUGAACGUUCUCUUUGGUCCUAGGCCGGGGGAGAGCGUCGAUGAGGGAGACGCGAGUAAGCAGGCUGCGACGGAGAGAGAUGGGACGGCGGCGCUGGCUGUUGGCUUGGCCGCGAAUGAGAGUAUGACGACGGGGGAGUUUGUGAAGAUUAAGGAUCUGAAGUUGGGCUUGGACCUGUGA